Molecule: messenger RNA, 3789 nt
Organism: Colletotrichum higginsianum IMI 349063
Lineage: Eukaryota; Fungi; Ascomycota; Sordariomycetes; Glomerellales; Glomerellaceae
Product: Hsp90-like protein
Exons: 6
Coding region: 1-3789 (1262 amino acids)
Biological process (GO): protein autophosphorylation; phosphorelay signal transduction system
Molecular function (GO): phosphorelay sensor kinase activity; histidine phosphotransfer kinase activity
Source: RefSeq, a predicted model, not a curated record
AUGAACAAGAUACCUGAAGGUACCCGUGAAUGGGAGACAUUCAAAUAUGAUUCUUUCCAUAUCCCCAGCGCCGUCUUCAACAACCCCGACCGACCAAUACCCAUUUCCUCUAUCUCUUCGUCCACCGACACAGGCCUCACGGCAUUCGCGCAGCUGGGCGCCUUGCGACUAAACGCCUCGCGAGCUCUGAUCUCCCUGUUCGAUCGCCAACACCAAUAUGUGGUCGCCGAAGCCACCCGCUCCAUGCCACUGUCGCCGAAUACCAAGUACCCGACGCAAAACCACCUCUGGCUCUGUGGGACGGCCAUCCCUCGUACGUUCGGAAUAUGCGAGCAUGUGCUGGUAGGAGCAACCCAAGACCAAGAGACACCCAGCACGCGACUCCAGACGGCGCCCUCCUAUGAGAGUGAGCUUCCCGUGUCCGUGGUCCCGGAUCUCGCAGCCGACCGGCGAUUCUGCAAUCGUCCGUACAUCAAUGCGGCCCCAUACAACCGCUUUUAUGCGGGCGUCCCCAUUCGAUCUCCCAAAGGCAUCAACAUUGGUGUAUACUGCAUUUUCGAUGACCGUCCGCGCUCCGGGCUCGAUGCCGACUCGGUACAGUUCCUGCGGGACAUGUCACGGACAAUCAUGGAUUAUCUGCAUGCCAGGCGCGUCACCGAAAGCUACCGCCGUAGCGAGCGUAUGGUCCAGGGCCUGGGCAACUUCAUUGAGGGGAGAGACGACCCCGUUCCGACGGCAGGACCUACCCCGCGGCCGUCCCCGAAUGGCUUCGAUCCUACUGGGGUUACAGUAUCGCGUCCUGAGACCGACCCGCCAUCGCCCACAUCCUCCGAAGCCGCCGCCCCCGUCCGGCCGAGCAUCCACCCAAUCAUCCCGGAACCGAUGGAGUCUCCCACAAAGGUCGACUCGAGCGACUCUAUGGAAACCACUGCAACGACAGCCACGGUGGCGACGACGACUUCGAGCACGGCCCCGCCAGAUCCGCACCUAUCGGCAACCGUCAAGAUAUUUUCGCGGGCGGCUAAUGUCAUCAGGAAGGCUCUCGAGGUAGACGGCGCUCUUUUCCUAGAUGCCAGCAUCGGGUCGUUCGGCGGGCUGGUGACGGGGCCGCGGAGGCCGAGCGAGGUGGCUGAUCGCAAUUUCUCGAGCAGUGAAGACAGCCUCUCGGAACGGUCCGAGGAUGCUAACGACAGAUGGUGCAAGAGCUUUGGGGGUUCUUCGAUCAUGGACGACGUUGCCAACAGGUCGAACGUGCCCCAGGUUGGCCGGGUGACGUUGCGCGAGAGGUUCUUGAGGAGGUUGCUGAAGAGGUACCCCAACGGAAAGGUCUUCAGCUUCGACGAAACGGGGAACUGGCUCGCUGCCGACUACGAGAGCGAUGAUGCCGACGUUACGCCGACGGAAGAGACCGAACAGCCCCUGACGCGACCCGAGAACAAGGCGGCCCAUUCAUACUUCACAAAGAGGAACGAGGCAAGGACCAUCAUCGACGUCUUCCCGGGCGCGAGGAGUGUGGCGGUGGUUCCGUUGUCGGAUCCGUCGAAAGAGCGAUGCUUUGCCGGGGGGUUUGUCUGGAGCAAGAGCGCGACCCGGAUCCUCACGCCAGCCGCAGACCUACCCUUCAUACGAGCGUUCGGAAUGGUCACCAUGUCCGAGGUCAUUCGGCUCGACGCCAUUCUGGCAGAUAGGGCGAAGACGGACAUUCUGGGAUCGUUGAGCCACGAGCUCCGGUCGCCGCUGCACGGGGUCGUCGCCGCCGCGGAGCUCCUCCAUGAUACCCAGCUAGAUGCUUUCCAGGUCGACGUCAUCCACACCAUCGAGAUAUCGGGCAAGACGCUGCUCGAUACUAUUGAUCAUCUGCUGGACUAUAGCAAAGUCAACACGUUCCUGCGAGCGUCCAAGUCCCAGCGCAGGAACAACGGACCAGGACGCGGUUUGCGACCAGAACAGUCGGCAUCCAUCGAGUCGGGCAUGAUGACGCUAGUGUCGGAUGUACAUCUCGACCUCCUCGUGGAGGAAGUCAUCGAGAGCGUCUUCAUCGGCUACAGCUUCCACCACAUGGUCGCAUCUUCGCUGGCUCGCCAUGGUUCCUCGGGCCCACCCACGCCGGCCCAGGAGAAGUUGGACGCCAUCGCCACGUCGGAUGGUCUGGGCCACAGGCGAAGCAGCUCGGAAAGCCCACCUGCCAGCCUCAAGGACGUCAAGAUCCUCGUCGACAUUGACCCGGAGUCCUCGUGGGUAUUCCACACCAACCCGGGUGCCAUCCGUCGCAUCGUCAUGAACCUGUUCGGAAACGCACUCAAGUACACGUCCAAGGGGUUCAUCAAGGUGCAGCUGAGACAGGAUGAAGUGGUGCACAAGUCGUCUAGGUCGGCGUCGAUGGUUGUGCUCACCGUGACUGACUCGGGCAAGGGCAUCAGCGAGGAGUUCCUUCACACCAAGCUCUUUACCCCCUUUUCCCAGGAAGACGCCCUUGCGCCGGGCACGGGUCUCGGCCUGAGCCUCGUACGGCAAAUCGUCACGGGUCUCGGCGGAACAAUCAGCGUGAGAAGCCAAGUCGGCCACGGAACGAGCAUCACGGUUUCGAUGCCGCUUGUGCUAUCGCGCAAGGCCAGCAGCCGAGGAAGGAAGUUUUCGGCCGACCUGCAAACGUUGGCCGGCACUCAACUGUCGGUUCAGGGAUUCAGCAGGGGUUUUGAUGAAUCGGAAGAGCUUCGCGCCGGCGGGCUCGAUCUUCCCGUGGAGAGUCUGCCCUUCAAGUGGAUGGACGUCAAGAUCAACCAGGACAGCCAGGACUCGGCCGUUGCGGACCUGGUGGUUUGCAGCGAGGAAGCGUUCAAGGGUCUCGGUCUGUCAGAGACGGGAGGUGUCGAGAAACCGCUUGUCGUGGUCUGCGGCAACGCCGAAGCCGCACAAAAGCUCGCCACAUCAUACAGACGCUCUCUUCGCCACGAGGCUGUCAUGGAGUUCAUCGCCCAGCCUACCGGACCUAGGAAAGUCGCGAAGGCGCUGGCCUGUGCCCUUGAUCGGUGGAAGCAGCGCCAGUUGGUCAAAUCGGCGGUGGUUAGCCCGCUGUCGGACGCGUUCCCGGCGCCGGCCCCAAGCCCACGUGCGUUGAAGUCGGAGGCGCUGGCAAUGAGGCCCAGAGCGCAGUCGGAGACGGUCAAGAUGGUGAGAGUGGCCUCGCCUCCUCCGGACAUGGUGUCGCAGUCGCCGGGCGAUAGUUGGAUCGCCAACACAACAGACUCCAAUAACUUCACCUUGACACUCCCAUUCCGGCCGGCGGCGUCGGUGGUGGCGCCCUCAAUGUCGACGGCUUCGGCCAGGGGCACCAUGGGCUCGGGUGCCUCACCCUCCUCAGCGGCCAUCAAGCCGCCCUCGGAGUUCCUCUUGGUGGAUGAUAAUGCCAUCAAUCUCAAGAUUCUCUCGGCAUAUAUGAAAAGGCUUCACAAGCGGAGCGCAACAGCUUCCAACGGGCUCGAGGCUCUACAAGCCUACACAUCCCAUCCGGAGAGGUUUUGCUGCAUCCUCAUAGAUAUAACGAUGCCCGUCAUGGACGGACUAGAAGCUACAAGGCGGAUCAGAGAGUUUGAGCGAGCACGCAACCUACCGCCCGUGAUCGUGAUUGCCAUCACGAGCUUGGGGUCAGUGGGUGCGCGGCAGGAGGGGUUUGCGAGCGGGAUGGACCUCUUCCUGACGCGGCCGGUGACCAUGACGGAGCUGGUCAAGAUUCUGAAGCAGCGAAAACUGGUGGACGAGACGGUAGAGAAGGAGGUGUUGCCGAAAUGA